Messenger RNA from Penicillium taxi, 1074 nucleotides. RefSeq names its product inositol monophosphatase family protein. The coding region runs from base 1 to 1074 and encodes 357 amino acids. NCBI's taxonomy places the organism in Eukaryota, Fungi, Ascomycota, Eurotiomycetes, Eurotiales, Aspergillaceae. The transcript has a single exon. Gene Ontology annotation, molecular function: 3'(2'),5'-bisphosphate nucleotidase activity. The record is from RefSeq and is a predicted model, not a curated record. Gene Ontology annotation, biological process: sulfate assimilation.
AUGAGUUCUCACGCCUACGCCAAAGAGCUUCAAAUUGCAAGUCUCGCCGUGCAGCGCGCUGCUCGCCUGACAAAGCGAUUGCUCGACGCUGUCGACAAGGGCACCCUCGAAAAGGGCGAUUCCUCUCCAGUUACAAUUGCCGACUUCGCCGCACAAGCAUCAGUCAUCGCUGCGAUCCAUAACGCAUUCCCAGACGACGAGUUCGUCGGGGAAGAGGACUCGACCGCACUGCGAGCUGACCCCGUCCUCCUCGAACGAACAUGGGAGCUAGCCACAUCCGUUCAUUUGGAUGAUGCGGAGAGUGAAGCUCUCCUCUACACACCGCAAACCCGGGCGGAAAUGCUACAAUUGAUCGAUCUAGGCGCGAAGGGGAAAUGUGGCCGCACCGGUCGUGUCUGGACACUUGACCCGGUCGAUGGCACCGCCACAUUUAUGCGCGGACAGCAGUACGCCGUGUGUCUGGCACUUGUGGAGAAUGGUAUUCAGAAGGUCGGUAUUCUGGGUUGUCCGAAUCUAGAGCUAAGCACUGGUCGUGUAUCGGAGCAACUGGUCGAUCGUGAUGGACACGGUCAACUUCUCUCCGCCGUUCUCGGCCAGGGAGCUACCAUCCGGCCCUUGGGCACUGGUGGCCUCCUGCCUACAACACCCCUUGGCCUUGUACCGCAGAUCACGGAAGGCAGCGAGGUUCGCUUCAUCGAUACGCAGGAGGCUCGCACACAGAACCUACCUCUGCACGCGCAGGUCGCGGCACAGCUGGACUGUCCGUGGCCGAACCCCGUUGACCUGUGGUCUGCGCAGAUGCGGUAUGUUGCUAUCGCGGUCCGUGGUGGAUGCAAUGCGUUUAUCAAGGUGCCGCUUAGUGAUCAAUACCGAUCGAAGAUAUGGGACCAUGCGGGUGGAAUGCUAUUGGUGCAGGAGCUUGGAUGUGUUGUUUCUGAUCUUGAGGGUAGGUCUGUGGACUGCGGACUAGGUCGCAGUUUGACUGGAUGCCAUGGAAUGGUUGUGGCGCCGGCUUCUAUCCAUGGUCGCUUAUUAGAGGCUGUUCGGGUGACACGACAGUCGAUAGCGCAGUAA